Molecule: messenger RNA, 1398 nt
Organism: Knipowitschia caucasica
Lineage: Eukaryota; Metazoa; Chordata; Actinopteri; Gobiiformes; Gobiidae
Source: the annotation of a GenBank genome assembly
AUGGAGCUGUCCCGCCAUCAGUCAGCGACGGGUCAACGGCGACGGACGGGAAGUGUUAACAUGAGCUCCAUCAGCCGCAGAAAGGAAGACUUGUCCGAGCGGCGUGUGUCGGAGGCGCCGGUGUGUGAUGGAGAGAGAGACCCUCCCUCCAUCACGACCUCCGCCUUCAUCGCUCUCUGUCAUGUUGUUGUGCCCCGAGCCCAGAGUGAGGGAGAUGGAGAGGGAUGUCUGCCACACGGCCACCUCAGCACCAAGAAGCGUCUGGGGAGGGGGAAGGCGGACGGCGAUGGUGAUCUCUGGGAGCCAGUGGAAGAGGAGCCAGGGCCUGAUGAUGAGCAGGACCAGCAUCAGCAGCACCAGCCUGAUCAGCAGUGUGGACAGGAGCAGUGUGGACAGGAGCUGUGUGGACAGGAGCUGUGUGGACAGGAGCUGUGUGGACAGGAGCUGUGUGGACAGGAGCUGUGUGGACAGGAGCUGUGUGGACAGGAGCUGUGUGGACAGGAGCUGUGUGGACAGGAGCUGUGUGGACAGGAGCUGUGUGGACAGGAGCUGCGUGGACAGGAGCUGCGUGGACAGGAGCUGUGUGGACAGGAGCUGUGUGGACAGGAGCUGCGUGGACAGGAGCUGCGUGGACAGGAGCUGCGUGGACAGGAGCUGCGUGGACAGGAGCUGUGUGGACAGGAGCUGCGUGGACAGGAGCUGUGUGGACAGGAGCUGUGUGGACAGGAGCUGCGUGGACAGGAGCUGUGUGGACAGGAGCUGUGUGGACAGGAGCUGCGUGGACAGGAGCUGUGUGGACAGGAGCUGUGUGGACAGGAGCUGUGUGGACAGGAGCUGUGUGGACAGGAGCUGCGUGGACAGGAGCUGUGUGGACAGGAGCUGCGUGGACAGGAGCUGUGUGGACAGGAGCUGUGUGGACAGGAGCUGUGUGGACAGGAGCUGCGUGGACAGGAGCUGUGUGGACAGGAGCUGUGUGGACAGGAGCUGUGUGGACAGGAGCUGCGUGGACAGGAGCUGUGUGGACAGGAGCUGUGUGGACAGGAGCUGUGUGGACAGGAGCUGUGUGGACAGGAGCUGUGUGGACAGGAGCUGUGUGGACAGCUGUGUGGACAGGAGCUGUGUGGGACAGGAGCUGCGUGGACAGGAGCUGUUUCACUCCUCGCUCUGGCGCUGAGACGAGAUCAGAACGAGUCCAAACCAUUUGAAAAGGAGCUGCCUGUGCUUUUGUGCAGACGAGACGCUGCAUCUCCAGCAACUUCAGGAGAUACAUUUACGGCCGAGGGCUGUGGAAAAAUCUCCCUGCUUCAGCAGACAGAGGCGACGAGCGCUGGGUUGGAGAAACCCAGUACACCAGGCCCCAUUUCUCGGGCCUUGGGCGGCGGAGGCUCGGUCUGCUGA